CUAAACCGAACUCCUUUGCAAUGCCCCUCAACACAUGCGAAUACCAGCUGCUUUUUCUCCUCUGUUUUCUGAUAAAAAGCUGUCAUGCUUUUAAAAACGAUGCCACUGAAGAGUUCCAGGGGCACAUGGACGCAUCAUCUCAACAGACUCCAAAUAAUGCCUCUUUAAAUCGAGCGCGGAACGGAGGAAGACGAACGGAAAACCGAGACCAAACCGAACAGCACCAGGUUGGUUGCAGAGAGCUGAGGUCCACUAAAUACAUAUCUGACGGCCAGUGCACCAGCCUGAAUCCCGUUAAGGAGUUAGUGUGUGCUGGAGAAUGUCUUCCCACCCACCUCUUGCCCAACUGGAUCGGUGGAGGUCACUACUGGAGCAGGCGGGACGCCCAGGAGUGGCGGUGCGUCACCGAACGCACACGCAUCCAGCGCAUUAAACUCCAGUGCCAGGACGGCAGCACGCGCACCUACAAGAUCACCGCCGUCACAUCCUGCACGUGCAAAAAAUACACGCGUCAAAACAACGAGUCCUCUCAUGCACCCCAGAGUCCUUCGACGGAUCAUCCGCUGCAGGACCCCAAGAAGAAAAAAAGCAAAAAUAAAAAGCUUCAUUCUAAAAACGAAUAGAUAUUAGAGCCUCUCGUUCGGUGCGGAUGAGCCAUACUGAUGCGGAUUUGACCAACACAGUCCUGUGCAUGGAAGGAAAGUCACUUUGAACUACAAUGACACUGACCUAGACUGCAACAAGAUGUACAGAUGUUUUCUUUAGAUUUUCAGAUGUGGACUCUUUUAUGACUGUGUAUGUGUGUGUGCACUUUUUUGAGUGUAAUAUGGUUAAUGUUUUGUAUAAAUAACCUAAUUACAUAACGCAAAUAUGUAUACUGUUAUGUAUGGCAGACAAAGUUAAAAUGCAAAUUCUGUCAUCAUUUAGUCCUCCUGAAGUUUUUGUAUUGAACACAAAAUAAGUUAAUUUGAAGAAUGUUGGAAAACAAAGCGUGGAAAAAAAAUUCUAUGGAAGUCAAAGACUGCCGGUAACUGUUUGUUUCCCAACAUUUUUAAAAUAUCUUCUUUUGUGUUCAACAGAAGAAAGAGUGAGUAAAUAAUGACAAAAUUUUCGAUCUAUUGCUACAGCUAUGUAAAUUUGCAAUUCAUAUGUAGUUGUUUUUUAAUAGAAUUACAUCUAUCUAUUUUUAUAUAAGUUGUUUCAAGGUGACAUUUACACAGUUGAAUACACAUUUAUACAAUAAAUUAACUAGUUUACA
Molecule: messenger RNA, 1258 nt
Organism: Labeo rohita (rohu)
Lineage: Eukaryota; Metazoa; Chordata; Actinopteri; Cypriniformes; Cyprinidae
Gene: sostdc1b
Product: sclerostin domain containing 1b
Exons: 2
Coding region: 21-623 (200 amino acids)
Biological process (GO): negative regulation of Wnt signaling pathway; negative regulation of BMP signaling pathway
Molecular function (GO): BMP binding
Source: RefSeq, a predicted model, not a curated record